This is a messenger RNA of Heterocephalus glaber (naked mole-rat), 939 nucleotides long. Its product is annotated as olfactory receptor 4F15-like. NCBI's taxonomy places the organism in Eukaryota, Metazoa, Chordata, Mammalia, Rodentia, Bathyergidae. Gene Ontology annotation, cellular component: membrane. Gene Ontology annotation, biological process: G protein-coupled receptor signaling pathway. The record is from RefSeq and is a predicted model, not a curated record. Gene Ontology annotation, molecular function: olfactory receptor activity; G protein-coupled receptor activity.
AUGUAUGAAGGAAAUUACUCUGAAGUAUCUGAAUUUGUCUUACUGGGACUUUCUACAUACAGACCAACACAGUAUUUCCUCCUUGUCUUCUCUACAGUGUUUUAUGUAUUAAUAGUUUUAGGGAAUCUCCUAGUUGUAUUUAUAGUGAUAUUAGAUGCUCAUUUACAUUCCCCCAUGUACUUCCUUUUAGCUAACCUUUCAUUUAUUGAUUUGUGUUUUUCUACCUUAACAGUUCCUAAGAUGAUUUCUGACAUGUACUCUGGGCACAAUACCAUUUCAUUCAAGGGGUGUGUCAUCCAGAUAUUUGUCCUUCAUGUGCUGGGUGGAUCUGAGAUGGUUCUGCUCAUAGCCAUGGCCUUGGACAGAUACGUGGCCAUAUGCAAGCCCCUCCAUUAUCUGACCAUCAUGAGCCCAUGGAUGUGCCUUUUGCUUCUGUCUAGUGCUUGGGUUAUUGGUCUCAUUCACUCAGUGGCCCAGCUAGCUUUUGUUAUCUAUUUGCCAUUUUGUGGUCCAAAUGCAAUAGACAGCUUUUACUGUGAUCUUCCUUGGUUUAUCAAACUGUCCUGCAUAGACACCUACAGAAUGGAGUUCUUGGUUACUGCCAACAGUGGAUUCAUUUCCACGGGGACUUUCUUCUUAUUGAUUAUCUCGUAUAUCUUCAUCUUGUUUACUGUAUGGAAACGGUCUUUGGGAGGGUUGGCCAAGGCUCUCUCUACUCUCUCAGCUCACAUCUCUGUGGUGGUUUUGUUCUUUGGACCUUGCAUUUUUGUUUAUAUGUGGCCAUUUCCCACAGUUCCAGUGGAUAAAUUCCUUGCCAUUUUGGACUUUAUGAUCACACCCAUUCUGAAUCCCACCAUUUACACACUGAGGAACAAAGACAUGAAGCUGGCAAUAAAAAGACUGAGUAGUCAUCUCCUACAUCUAAGAAAACUCUCCUAA